This is a messenger RNA of Symbiodinium pilosum, 2682 nucleotides long. The record is from the annotation of a GenBank genome assembly. Lineage: Eukaryota; Dinophyceae; Suessiales; Symbiodiniaceae.
AUGCCUUGCCGUACAUCUCUCCAGACUUUUUCCACCAUUCCGCCAGCGCCCGAGCUGGAGAGCCAAAGCACAAAGCACACCGUCCAGCUUUCUGCAGCUGCAGCCUUGUACUUGGGGUGGAGUGCGACGGACAUCAUGGUGGGGACGGGCACAGUCACAGCCACGGUCACGGUCACGGUCACAGUCAUCAUGGUAGUGGCGACGCUUGUUUGGAUUUAUGCUCUGCGAGCGUCCGGCAGCAGCAUCCAGUCACUUCGCACAUCAGGGCAGCUGGAGAAAAGGUCCCUGCUGGGACCGCGGCGGCUCUCAUCGUUCGGGCUUGGGGAAGAGAUUUGCACAAAGUGCUGCGUGCACGGCGGCGACGAGGGCAACGAACUGUGUGCUAUGAACGGCUGCAAGCCCCACCAGUCCAUCAAAACCAAGUUCUCCGUCCGCAACCUCUGCUGUGAUUCUGAGGUGAAGCUAAUUCAAAGGCUCCUGGAACCAAUGAAGGGAGUGGAGACUGUAUCAACAAACCCCUUCACCAAGCUCACCGUGGUGGCGCACUGCCCGGUCCGAUGUUGCAGCGCGCCCGAAGCAAUCCUGGAGACAUUGAACAACGCAGGGCUCGGAGCCGCCCUGCUGGGCCAGAAUGAUGAGACUGGCGAGGAGGAAGAUGUGAGCUGCCUCCGGUGGAUCUGGGCCCAUUUAGGUGCCAUCGCUCUGUUCGCAGCUACUCGCUUGUAUGGGUUCACGGGUGGCCAGAACGGGUGUCGGAAGAGGGCCAUCAUUCUGUGCAUCGUUGGUGCCAUUCUGGUUCCCAAUGGGCACCUUGUGGGUGGCCAGGGCUGCUACUUCUUAGCCAUCAUCCUCGGCUUGCCCAUACUGCUGUUCGACUCCGCUCGGGCGCUAUCCAAGUGCCAGCUGGACUUGACGACAUUGGUCAUCAUAGCUGCUGCCGGUGCCGUCGCUCUGGGGGAGGUCUUUGAUGCAGCUUUGGUGGUCGUUCUCUUUAACCUUGCCAAGGUUUUGGAGGUGACGGCCACGAACCGCGUGUCACGUUCCCUUCGGGCUGUAAUGCAGCUUUCCUCAGUUCGAAUGGUCUCCUUGGCAACUGGUAAGUCGGUGGCUACCACAGCUCUUAAAAUCGGCGACGUGGUUACUUUGAGGCCUGGCGAGGAAUGUCCUGCUGAUGGCAAGGUGACCCGUGGCCAGGCGUCCUGCUCAGAGGCUGCGCUCACCGGCGAGGCGCGCCCAGUUGAGAAAAGCGUCGGAAGUUGGAUGACUUCAGGAACGCUCGUGCUAAAUGGAUAUCUGGAAAUUACUGUGGACAAAGAUGCCGGAGACUCUGCACUUAUGCAGCUGGAAGAACAAGUGCAGGAAGCCCAGAUGCAGCGGACUGGAAAGCAGAUUUUUCUGGAGCGCUUUGCUGCGGUUUGGACACCUUUUGUCUUGGCCAUCGUGAUAGUAGUAUGCACCUUGGUGCCCUUCUUCACGGAUAAAGACUACCGGUCAUGGAUCAACAAGGGCCUCGUCAUCCUGCUUACGGCCUGCCCUUGUGCUAUUGUUAUCGGGGCGCCGCUGGCCACUACCUGCGCUAUAGCAGCGGCUGCCACAAAAGGCUUGUUCAUCAAGAGACCAGACACUGUGGAACUGCUGCCGACGGUUGUUGCAGCUGGGCUGGACAAGACAGGGACCCUAACUACUGGGGAAUUCGGCGUCCGAGUGCAGGAAAAGUUUUGCAACAGCAGCUUCAAUGCAGACGUGAUGAAGCUGGCAGCGGCAUUGGAAAUGAAAUCUGCGCAUCCAAUUGCCGCAGCAAUUGUCUCCGAGGCCAUGGGCUGUAUUGGCGAGGCCAAUGAGCAUGGCGAGCUGCCUGAAGUAAAGGGCUUCCGCGUCGUUGAUGGUGUUGGGAUUAAGGGCCGCGUACGGGUGGAGUCCUCUUUUGUGCAUGUCUUUGUGGGCAACAAGAGGGUGCUGGACGCCGUGAAUGCGACGCCGGUACAGCAUGCGAAAUUUACCAAUUUUCAGCAGCAGUACCCAAACGACACCACUGUUGCUGUAGUUGUCAACAAGGAGCUGCGCCUGGGCCUUGCAUUGAAUGACACAAUUCGGGAAGAUGCGGCACAGAUGGUGGAGGAGCUUUACGACCUGGGCUGUGACCCGCGAAUCUUCACAGGCGACGCUGAGCUAUCUGGAAAGACAGUCGCCGCGGCUGUCGGCAUUGAUCCAGAUAUCUGCCACUUCUCCAUGAAGCCUGAGGACAAGUAUCAGCUGAUUAGGGAACUGGAGGCAGAGGGAAAGCCUUCGUUGAUGCUGGGCGACGGCAUCAAUGACUCGAAAGCUUUGGCAGCGGCUACUGUCGGCAUUGCAAUGGGCGAGCGAAGUGCAGCUCUGGCUGCAAAGACCGCCGACAUGGUCAUGAUAACUAACAAGAUGAUCCGACUCCCACAAUGCAUUCGAAUGUGCCGCUUUGCCAUUCUGAUGGAGAAGCUGAAUGUUUUCCUGCCAGUGUUGGUGAAGCUGGUGGAGCUUGGCUUUGCUCUAGCUGGCAAGUUGGAGCUUUGGAUGGCCAUUGUUGGAGACCUGGCUACUCUGGUCUUAGUGCUGGUGCUGGGCACCACGGUCCUUUCCCAGCGCUUCUGGAGAGAGGGCAGUGAUGAUAUCGUUGAGAGCUCAAGCUCGGAGGAUGAAUCUUCCUGA